Microthlaspi erraticum is the source of this 792-nucleotide messenger RNA. Lineage: Eukaryota; Viridiplantae; Streptophyta; Magnoliopsida; Brassicales; Brassicaceae. The record is from the annotation of a GenBank genome assembly.
AUGGAUGACUUCUCUGUCUAUGGCAGUUCUUUUGUGUCUUGUUUGUCCAACUUGUGCAGGGUUCUCAAGCGCUGCGAGGAGACGAACCUAGUGCUCAAUUGGGAGAAGUGUCACUUUAUGGUCAGGGAAGGGAUCGUCUUGGGACACAAGAUAUCAGAAAAGGGGAUAGAGGUUGAUCAAGCAAAGAUUGAGGUGAUGAGUCAGCUUGCUCCACCAAAGACAGUCAAGGACGUGAGAAGUUUCCUUGGGCACGCUGGUUUCUAUCGGAGAUUUAUCAAGGACUUCUCCAAAAUAGCUCGUCCUUUGACACGCCUCUUGUGCAAGGAGACUGAGUUCCUGUUUGACGAGGAGUGCCUUAAGGCAUUUGAGAUGAUCAAGACUGCCUUGGUCACGGCCCCGAUUGUGCAAGCACCAAACUGGGACUACCCUUUCGAGAUCAUGUGUGAUGCUAGUGACUACGCCGUGGGAGCUGUGCUUGGCCAGAGGAUAGACAAGAAAGCUCCACGUUUGGCAGUUCGGUUAGAGCAGUUGAAGGCAGUUGAGGAAAAGGAAGCGCCUUGGUAUGCAGAUUACGCCAACUACUUGGUGUGUGGAGAAGUGCCAGAUGGUGUUUAUGGUCUGUUUAGGAGGUGCAUAGCUCAGGAGGAAGUAGAAGGAAUACUCGAGCAUUGUCACGGAUCGAGCUACGGAGGUCACUUUGCGACUUUCAAAACAGCUUCCAAAGGUUCUUCAAGCCGGAUUCUGGUGGCCAAGCCUUUUCAAAGACACUCACGACUUCAUUGCAAGGUGUGA